This is a messenger RNA of Fimicolochytrium jonesii, 1166 nucleotides long. Its product is annotated as MED6 mediator sub complex component-domain-containing protein. Gene Ontology annotation, biological process: regulation of transcription by RNA polymerase II. The transcript is spliced from 5 exons. Gene Ontology annotation, molecular function: transcription coactivator activity. NCBI's taxonomy places the organism in Eukaryota, Fungi, Chytridiomycota, Chytridiomycetes, Spizellomycetales, Powellomycetaceae. Bases 189 to 1001 code for a protein of 270 amino acids. The record is from RefSeq and is a predicted model, not a curated record. Gene Ontology annotation, cellular component: core mediator complex; mediator complex.
UGCAGACGCGUUGGGACGCCUUCUGGACUUUCUCGACGGAGCUCCUGGAGCUUCUCGAGACUGGAAUCAAACGAAGCUGUUGCUCAAUUCCCGGCGGUGAGAAAAUAUAUAGAGGAGGUCGCCCUCAGCUUUGCAACCUUCCAGCAACCGCUCGUUGGCCCAGAGGCACCGGCCUUCUCGCAGUCACUAUGUCGUACGGCGAACGGGACGACGACUUGACCCACAUUAGCUGGAAGGACACAGCCUUCAUCCAGACGUACGGCCUGAACAAGGACAAUGUUAUGGCAUACUUCUCGUUGAGUCCUUUCUUCGACAAAUCGUCCAUCAAAGAACAGAUUAGUAUGCAGACUCGUUUCAAUCAGUUGGAUGCGGGUCAAUCCACGCAACCGGAGCGCACUAUAACCGGUCUGGACUACGAGUUACUUGACGCAAACGAUACACUUCCCACUCUUUUCACAAUAGUCAAAGGCGACAGGAAAUCACCCACACGAGUGAACCGCCUUGCCGUCUAUUAUGUCAUUGAUGGCACAAUCUAUCAAGCACCGGAUCUUUAUAGUCUGUUGAGCAAUCGAGUACUAAACUCGCUGCAUCAAGUUCAAGAUGCCUUCACCACCCUUAGUUCAGAAGCUCGAUACCACCCCUCUAUGGGACACUACUGGCGCUCGGAUGAAAAGCUGUUGUCGCAAGCAAUGGGCAAAGCACAUGGCGGGGAGGAUCCGGCGGAAAUGACUCUUCCGAAGAGACGAGAUACGACAGAUGUCGGCGGAAUCCCAAAAGUUGACCCGGCACCGGUCAUGCGCGCCAAGCUCUUGGCAAGAACGCCCGACGAUCGCAUACGGGCGGGUCAGUUUGCGAGCGGGUUGGACAUGCUAUUGGAAGACACUUGGGCCGCCGCGCAAGAGCCAUUGGGAAGAUGGGAUGAGAACUCGAUGGACCUUGCAACGGUUCCCGUCCAAAACAAUACAAGGCUAUCUGGAUCAACACCGGCAGCCCCCGCAUGAGCCUAUUUGGAAUGAACGCUGGAGUGUUAGGUGAGCUUCUCAUGCUCCCUCUCGACCCCUGGGAGCCGUUGAAAUCCCAGGGAGGCCGUUAAAAUUGGCCGGCGACAAUUAGUUAGCUCAGGCAUUCAGAUACAGCACAUCGGUCCUCCUACCUGUGCGUCAAGC